Echinostoma caproni is the source of this 885-nucleotide messenger RNA. The record is from the annotation of a GenBank genome assembly. Lineage: Eukaryota; Metazoa; Platyhelminthes; Trematoda; Plagiorchiida; Echinostomatidae.
AUGUCCAAGCCGACUGAUGUUCGCGCGUUUCUAACUCCGUUGAUUGAAGACCUUCGGCUGUUGAUGGAAGAUGGUGUCUGGGAUGUUGAAUACGGUCGCAAGCAUGGUGUGCAGCUGGACAGUGUCAUUGCUGAUGCUCCUGCUAAGGCAUUGUUAAAACAGAUUAAAUCACACACGGGCCAUUUUUGUUGCCCAUUUUGCACUCAGAAGGGCAGCAGUUGUUCUCGACGAAUGGUGUUUAAAGCUCGUGGAGGUAAACUAAGGACGGACUACGAUUUUCGUCUGCGAUUGCAAGAUGAACAUCACACCGGAUUGUCUCCAUUUGAGCAGCUUCCCAUUGAUAUGGUCGGCACGUUUCCAACGGACUAUAUGCAUUCGGUGUGCCUGGGAAUAAUGAAAAGGCUGCUAAGUUUGUGGCGAAAACCUGGUGGAGACAAACGUUCACCCAUAAGUGUAUCCCAUUGGAAAAUAUUGGGAGAAAACUUACAGUUGGCAUGUCAAUCACUCACAUGUGAGUUUCCACGAAAAUGCCGUGGUUUGGGUGAUAUUGAGUUCUGGAAGGCCACGGAAUAUCAACAAUUUCUUCUGUACCUCGGACCUGUGGUUUUACGGAAAGUAUUGCCACCUGAUAACUACAAAAACUUCCUAGACUUUUCAGAAUACACGUACAUCCUUUGUAGCACCACGUUCGCUGACCAUUAUUUAGACUACAUUCAGAAACAAGCGCCUGCGGUGGUAGUCCAUUUCAUGCAGCUAUACGGAGAGGCAGAGGGGGUGUAUAACGUACAUGUGUGGACCCAUCUGUGCGACGAUGUACGACGACACGGCGUAUUGGAUAACUUUUCAGCAUAUCCAUAUGAAAGUUUCAUGCAGACAAUACGCUAG